AUGUCGUCUUCUCUCGAUCAAUUGAAGGCCACUGGCACCGUCGUGGUCUGUGACUCUGGUGACUUUGCCACUAUUGGCAAGUACAAGCCACAGGAUGCCACCACCAACCCUUCCCUGAUCCUCGCUGCUUCCAAGAAGCCCGAGUACGCCAAGCUCAUCGACGUUGCCGUUGAGUACGGCAAGAAGACCGGUAGCACCGUUGACGAAAAGGUCGACGCCACCCUCGACCGUCUUCUCGUUGAGUUCGGCAAGGAGAUUCUUCAGAUCAUUCCCGGCAAGGUCUCCACCGAGGUCGAUGCCCGCUUCUCCUUUGACACCAAGGCCUCCGUUGACAAGGCCCUGCACCUCAUCAAGCUCUACGAAUCCAUUGGUAUCUCCAAGGACCGUAUUUUGAUCAAGAUUGCCUCGACCUACGAGGGUAUCAAGGCCGCCAAGAUCCUGCAGUCGGAGCACGGCAUCAACUGCAACUUGACCCUCAUGUUCUCCAACGUCCAGGCCAUUGCUGCCGCCGAGGCCGGUGCUUUCCUCAUCUCGCCGUUUGUCGGCCGUAUUCUCGACUGGUACAAGGCCGCCAACAAGCGCGACUACACUCCCCAGGAGGACCCUGGUGUCAAGUCGGUCCAGAACAUUUUCAACUACUACAAGAAGUACGGCUACAAGACCAUUGUCAUGGGUGCCUCAUUCCGCAACGUUGGUGAAAUCACCGAGCUUGCUGGCUGUGACUACCUGACCAUCUCGCCCAACCUUUUGGAGGAUCUCUUGAACUCCACCGCCCCCGUCCCCAAGAAGCUCGACGCUUCUGACGUUGCCUCUCUUGACAUCCCCAAGCGCGCCUACCUCGAUGACGAAGCUCUCUUCCGCUUCGACUUCAACGAAGAAACCAUGGCCGUCGAGAAGCUCCGCGAGGGUAUCUCCAAGUUCGCCGCUGACGCCGUUGUCCUCAAGGACCUUCUCAAGGCCAAGAUCCAGGCUUAG
Molecule: messenger RNA, 975 nt
Organism: Talaromyces rugulosus
Lineage: Eukaryota; Fungi; Ascomycota; Eurotiomycetes; Eurotiales; Trichocomaceae
Exons: 7
Coding region: 1-975 (324 amino acids)
Biological process (GO): pentose-phosphate shunt, non-oxidative branch; pentose-phosphate shunt; carbohydrate metabolic process
Cellular component (GO): intracellular anatomical structure; cytoplasm
Molecular function (GO): transaldolase activity
Source: RefSeq, a predicted model, not a curated record